Aphanomyces astaci is the source of this 334-nucleotide messenger RNA. RefSeq lists its product as hypothetical. The transcript has a single exon. The annotation marks the transcript as partial. The record is from RefSeq and is a predicted model, not a curated record. Lineage: Eukaryota; Oomycota; Saprolegniomycetes; Saprolegniales; Verrucalvaceae.
CUCGGAAUCGGAUUGCAGGCAAGUGAAUGGUGUUUGGGCAGCCAUGGAGACCGCGACAGCACCGCCAAGUACAACAACAGAAGCACCAACAACGAUGGCACCGUCAUCAACAACAGAACCACCUCCGACCACUACUAGAGAGUGGGCCAACGCCAGCUCCAACGGUGAACCAAGCCCGCGUUUGCGCAGCAGGAAAUCUCAAAUAUCCCAAAAAGGUUUGCCACGACUGUGUCAUAAAUCGUGUCUGCACCAGCUUUGUGAACCUUAACGCCGCAAGUUCGGUGCAGUGUGGUGCGGAAAUUGACACACUAUACGUAACGUAUAUAAAAUUUGC